Molecule: messenger RNA, 1045 nt
Organism: Anopheles aquasalis
Lineage: Eukaryota; Metazoa; Arthropoda; Insecta; Diptera; Culicidae
Gene: gfzf
Product: GST-containing FLYWCH zinc-finger protein
Biological process (GO): glutathione metabolic process
Molecular function (GO): glutathione transferase activity
Source: RefSeq, a predicted model, not a curated record
CCCACACGCACACGAGCAGGCUGUCACACUUGCAGCCGGUACUUUUCAUUUCAGCAUCCAGCAUAUUUCGCAUAACCAACCGGUUUAAGCGAGCAGACAGACAACAGAUCGCUAGCGGGUUGUGCUGUUGCAGGCUGCAUUCCAUCCGCCAUUACGCCGUUGCCGUUCGAUCUAGUUACAUCGCAAAACCGCGUGCGCCAAGCCGACAAAGACUGGGCAAUGAAACUGUACGCUGUCUCCGAUGGACCGCCGUCGCUGGCCGUUCGAAUGGCGCUGCAGGCCCUGAACAUCCCGUACGAGCACAUCAGUGUCGACUAUGGCAAGGGGGAGCAUAUGACGGAGGCAUACGAAAAAAUGAACCCCCAGAAGGAAAUACCCGUUUUGGACGAUGAUGGAUUUUUCCUGAGUGAAAGCAAUGCCAUCCUGCAGUACCUCUGCGACAAGUACGCACCGACGAACGCACUGUAUCCGAGUGAACCGAAGGAGCGCGCCGUAGUAAACCACCGGCUGUGCUUCAAUCAGGCGUUCCUCUAUCCGCAGAUUUCGGCCUACGUGAUGGCGCCGAUCUUUUUCGACUACCAGCGUACGGAGAUGGGUUUGAAGAAGCUGAACAUCGCGCUGGACACGUUCGAAACAUAUCUGCAGCGUGGUGGAACGAAAUAUGCCGCCGGCAACGGUCUCACGAUCGCCGACUUCCCGCUGGUGACCUCUGUCAUGUGCCUCGAGGCGAUCGGGUUCGAUGUGCGCACUCGCUGUUCGACGGUGUACGAUUGGUAUGCCGGCUUCAAGCAGGCCCACCCUGAACUGUGGUCAAUCGCAGCCAAGGGAAUGGAGGAGAUCGCUGAGUUUGAGAAGAAUCCACCGGAUCUGAGCAGCAUGGUGCAUCCGAUUCACCCGAUCAGGAAGCAGGCCGCGAAGAAGUGAGCCCAAAGGGGAGCGGCGCCACGCCCCCGCAGAUUCGUCUCAAAAAAGUGCACGCCAUCAAAAGAGAACUGGUUUUAGGCGCUUUUUUUUUAAUCACAAAUAGAAAACGAUGCAAAAGCAA